This is a messenger RNA of Geosmithia morbida, 1473 nucleotides long. RefSeq names its product Major Facilitator Superfamily. The transcript is spliced from 3 exons. Bases 1 to 1473 code for a protein of 490 amino acids. Gene Ontology annotation, cellular component: membrane. Gene Ontology annotation, biological process: transmembrane transport. Gene Ontology annotation, molecular function: transmembrane transporter activity. NCBI's taxonomy places the organism in Eukaryota, Fungi, Ascomycota, Sordariomycetes, Hypocreales, Bionectriaceae. The record is from RefSeq and is a predicted model, not a curated record.
AUGGAACCGGGAAGCUCUCAAACACGCGCCGCCACGGUCAAAUAUUCUCCAUCAGUCAAUGUCAACCCUAACCCUGGGGAAGAUGAAGCUCUCAGCGAACCAAAACGCCCGCUGAGCAAAAGAAUCCUGGCCAUCAUAUGGGACUCCUGGGAUAAGACGCCUGAGGAGCGUGCAUUUAUCGCCAAGAUUGACUGGUGGAUUCUGAGCUACUGCUGCGUUGCGUACUUUGUAAAAUAUCUGGACCAGACCAAUGUAUCCAAUGCAUACGUCUCUGGAAUGAAAGAGGACCUUACCAUGACUGGCAAUGACCUGAAUUAUUUAACGACUUAUUGGAACAUCGGCUACAUCAUAGGUCAGCUCCCGUCGCAAUACAUGCUGACCAAAAUACGCCCUUCUAUCUGGCUUCCCACCCUUGAGCUCACAUGGGGUUUCCUCGUUAUGGGAAUGGCUGGUUCGAAAAACGUGGAGACCUUGUAUGUUUUGCGCUUCUUCACCGGUCUUCUUGAGGCGAGCGCCUAUCCUGGUAUUAUGACUUUGUUGGGUAACUGGUACACUCCCACAGAGCUGGGAAAACGUGCCUGUAUCUUCCAAGCCUCUAGCAGUGCAGCUCAAAUGUUUUCGGGAUAUCUUCAAGCCGGACUUUACUCUGGCAUGAAUGGCCGCUCCGGUCUUGCAGCCUGGCGAUGGUUAUUCAUCUUUGACGGCAUCAUCGGAGUACCCGUCGCACUCUAUGGCUACUGGGCUAUCCCAGAUGCUCCAACAUCAUCCAGAGCUCGUUGGCUGAAUGUAAAGGAUCGGGAGAUGGCUAUUUCUCGCAUGGAGAGAGUCGGCCGUGCUCCGCUGAAGAAGCUCACGUGGCGUACAAUCCGAAACAUCGCCGUUAAUUGGCCAGUCUGGAUCUUCAGUGCCAUCUUUAUUGCCCAUGUCUGCGCCAUCAAGAUUUACAGCUACUUCAAUCUUUGGCUUAAGUCGACUAAUCUGUAUACGACGGAGGAGAUAAACAUCAUUCCAACUGCCGGGUACGGGCUACAGAUCGUGUGCACGCUCACUUAUGCCUGGGUGUCGGAUGCAAUCCAAAGUCGCUGGCCCCUCAUAAUUGUCGCGGCCACGGUGUCGUUGAUUGGAACAAUCAUCCUGUCGGUCUGGCCAGAACAGAAUACUACUGCUAUGAUGGCUGGAUGGUUCCUCACAUUCUGCGAGACCGGCGCUGGCGCUCUCAUUAUCACCUGGAUUAACGAGAUCUGUGGACACAAUGCCGAGCACAGAGCCAUCAUCAUCGGCGUUGUCGAAACCAUGGCCUUCACGUUUUCCGCUUGGGUCCCGCUGCUGAUUUACAACACGAGCGAGGCGCCGCACUUCAGGAUUGGGUACCAGAUGGCAUCAAUGUUCUUUGCUAUCGAGAUUGUGCUGACGGUCGUCAUCUUAUUUUGCUGGAAGAGGUGGCCGCAAAGGAAUCAUCUUGAUACGAUCUAG